AUGACUUCAUCUGCCAAACGUGGGGAGAACCCGAUAAGCACUCUUGCCAAUGGACAACCCACGGAGAAUCCUGGCAGUACACAGCAGAUUCGAUAUGGCCAAAGCAACGGUGGCCUAGUCGUUCUCAGUGACACCCAGACGAUUGAGAUCCUAGCUCAUUUUGCACGCGAACGGAUUCCGGAGAGGAGCGUGCAUGCCAAGGCCGCCGGUGCAACUGGUGAAUUCGAGGUCCUUGAGGACCUUUCUGACAUCACUGACGCCAGCUUCCUGUCAGAAAAGGGGAAGAAGACACCUAUGCUUAUGCGCAUCUCAACUGUUGGUGGCGAAAAAGGCUCAGCAGACACAGUUCGCGACGUCAGGGGCUGGUCAACGAAGCUGUAUACUGAAGAGGGCAUCCAAGAUUUCGUCUUCAACGACCUGCCAGUAUUCUUCAUCCGCGAGCCUAUCAAGUUCCCAUCAAUGAACAGGAGUCACAAGCGCCAUCCAAGAACUAAUGUGCCUGAUAAUGCCAUGUUCUGGGACUAUCAUGUUAAUAACCCCGAAGGCAUCCAUGCCCUUAUGCACUUGUUUGGGCAGCGAGGUAUACCUGCUUCACUGCAGCACAUCAAUGGCUUUGGAGUGCAUACAUAUACGCUGAAUAAAGCGGAUGGGAGCUACGUCUACGUCAAGUGGCAUUACAAGCCAGAAGGCGGCAUCGAGACGAUGGAUUCAGAGACAGCCGCUCGACUUGCAGGCACCGACCCUGAUUACCACGUAAAAGACCUCUUCAAUGCUAUUGAGAAAGGCGACUAUCCAUCAUGGAUUGUUUAUAUCCAAGUCAUGCGUCCGGAGGAAGUUAUGGCGGCACCCAUCGAUAUAUUCGACUGUACAUACACCUGGCCGCACGAAAAGUACCCUCUCAGACGAGUGGGACGAAUGACGUUGAAAAAGAAUCCUGAUAAUUACUUUCAAGACAUUGAACAAGCCUGCUUCUCUCCCUCCAACAUGGUCCCUGGCAUUGGCCCUUCAGCAGACCCUGUCCUCCAAGCACGCAUGUUCAGUUACCCCGACGCCCACCGCUACCGGGUUGGGCCCAACUACUUUCAACUCCCCCCCAAUCGACCCCGCAAUCAAGUCUACGCACCCUACGUUCGUGAUGGUCCUGGCACAAUGAACGGAAACUACGGCGGUGAUCCGGAUUACGUCUUCUCGCAGCUGAGACCCGUGAGUGUAAGUAAGCGGGUGCAGGUCCCAACACAUGAGCACUUUGGCGGAAAGGUCACGUCUGUGGCUACAGAGUUCACAGAUAAGGAUUACGUGCAGGCUAGGGAGCUGUGGAAAAUCAUUUGCGGGGAGGAAAAAGGGAAACAACAGUUUGUUGAUAACAUUGCGCCGACUAUCAAGGAUCUGCCGGUGGAGUUACAGGGUAAGGUGUUAGAUUACCUUGCUGGAGUGGAUGCCGAUAUCAAGACAACGCUUACAGCCCAGAUGAAAUAG
Molecule: messenger RNA, 1476 nt
Organism: Fusarium pseudograminearum CS3096
Lineage: Eukaryota; Fungi; Ascomycota; Sordariomycetes; Hypocreales; Nectriaceae
Exons: 7
Coding region: 1-1476 (491 amino acids)
Biological process (GO): hydrogen peroxide catabolic process; response to hydrogen peroxide
Cellular component (GO): cytoplasm; peroxisome; mitochondrion
Molecular function (GO): heme binding; catalase activity
Source: RefSeq, a predicted model, not a curated record